Messenger RNA from Coregonus sp. 'balchen', 2073 nucleotides. The record is from the annotation of a GenBank genome assembly. Lineage: Eukaryota; Metazoa; Chordata; Actinopteri; Salmoniformes; Salmonidae.
GCAUGUGCGGCCAAUUGUAAAUCGUAAACAGAGAAAGCAGAGGUAGUGGUCACCCAGAAACGCUAAUGUUUUACUACACUACUGAGUGUAUAUUAACCGCAUGUUCCACCACGGCCAACAGCUUGAUUAUAUGUUAUUUGUUUUCUCUUUGCUAAUGAUGUUAGCGCGAGGAGGAUUCCUGUCCAGAUUCGCAUGGAACGGUUGCCGAAGGUCACUUUCCCUGCUAGCUAACAUUAAAAUGUCAAUAUUUGUAUAAUGUCUGUAGGCAGCCAUGUGUUAUUCAUUGUAAACUAUCGUAAUGUAUUUGGACGGCGAAACUGGAAAGCUAGCGAAUAAAUAAAUGUGACCAGCAUUCUAAUGUUUACGAGUCUCGUGAAGAUCGGUAGCCAAUUGAUGGUUGCAGUAAUCCUUUUCCCACCGCAAACUAAUCCUUCAGAUUAGUACCCAGCCAGUGCCUUGCUGUGAAUUUUCGACAGUUUGCUAGCUAACACUACAGAUGAAGAUAGCUAGCUGGCAUCAGAAUGGACACAAAAUACAAACUGAGUCUCACCUGUUUAAUUGUUCUAUUAUCACUGAUAAUAGGGAUAAUCUCUUCUGCACACGCUUUGACAUGUUUAAGGUUAUUGCUACAAUAUUUUCAUUGAUGGGAUGGUGCAUGUCUGUAUCAAUGCUUUAGCUAGCUAGUUAGCUAACUAUUUACAUUACUGACAUAACGUUAGCUAGUUAACAACCUGUGUGUGUCCUUCUUUCAGGAUGGGGAACUUCACAUCCUUUGGCUCAAGUGGUCCGUCAAGCACAGCAGCGUGUGGCCAGUUUCUACAGGUAAAAAUUCACAUUUUCAUCUCAUAUGAUUCUGUGUGUAUGUUAGUGACUUGGUCUCACAUUGAUUUUAUUUUUCUCUUCAGGAGGUGGUGUCUCAUAACUGCAUUGUCAUAUUCUCCAAGACCACUUGUCCAUAUUGCAAAAUGGCCAAGAAUGUAUUCAAUGAAAUUGGUGCUACAUACAAGGUGAUCGAGCUGGAUGAACACAAUGAUGGAAGAAGACUACAAGAGGCCUUGGCUCAGAUGACCGGUGCCAGAACGGUAUGAAACAACCUCAUGUUUAUGUCAUGACCAAUUUGCAUUCUGCAAUCUAUUUUGCCAUGGUGUUUUACAUUGCUAUGUGCUAAAUUACAUAUCACAUUACAUCUCGCAUAUGUCACCUUAGCUUUAGUAUAACAGAGAAUUCUCUGUAACCCUCAAAGUGAAAAGUAGGUUGUUGAUUGAAUACUGUUCAUGUUUUACCCUAAAUGUAAUAUGUAUGCUACAUAGAUGUACAGUAUGUAUCUGCUGAUUCUACUGCUCCUUCUGACGUUUGACCUGACUGUAUGUUGCUAUCUCGUUGAUGUUGAUAGCAAUAGUUUGUUCUUGUUACUGACUGAUUGCGUUAACACAACUGGUACCAGACCAGUAGGGACAUCGUUCUGAUUAUUAUGAACACACACACAAACAGAACAGCUGAACUGAACUAGUUUACUGAGCACAAUUUAGUGUAAGUUAUUUUAAUGGCAUUACUUUGUUAUUACCUGUGGUUUCAGGUGCCGAGGGUCUUCAUCAAUGGAAACUGCAUUGGAGGAGGCUCUGACACAAAGGAGCUACACCAGAAGGGAAAGCUGCUGCCUCUGAUAGAACAAUGUGCCCCGUGCUGCAUGAAAACUAACUCUGAAGGCUCGGGCAGUGGACAGUUUGAGUCCACCAAAUGACUAACCGUUCUAAUUCUCACUGUAAUUCAUCCUGUAUUUAUCUCAUGUUUGCUCGACUUUGUGUGAUACAUUAUAUGGGUUCUAUGUUGUCUAUUUACCAAGAUGCACACAUCGCCCUUCCUCUACAUUCAGGGAAUGUACAGUAUUUUAAAGAAUUAAACUCCAAUCUUUUCAACAAGGGAGGACUGCACCUAAUUAUUUGCAUGCCUGUGAAGUAAGAGGUACAUUAACUGGUUUAACAUGAUACACUGGUUAAAAUUAAGGUAGUGCUUUGUAAUAAAAGCAGCAAUGUGUUAGUUGUCACAAUGUGUUAUUUAUUAUUUUUUGCGAAG